Messenger RNA from Cooperia oncophora, 1740 nucleotides. Lineage: Eukaryota; Metazoa; Nematoda; Chromadorea; Rhabditida; Trichostrongylidae. The record is from the annotation of a GenBank genome assembly.
AUGGUCUCGAAAAAUAUCUUCCGUGUACUGCCACCGUCAGACAAUUCCGAAUUUGAUCCUGAGGAAGAUGAGCCCACAUUAGAAGUGUCUUGGCCACACCUACAGCUUGUCUAUGAAUUAUUCCUACGCUUUCUGGAAUCACCAGACUUCCAAGCAUCAAUUGGAAAGAAGUACAUUGAUCAGCGCUUCGUCCUAAAUCUCCUUGAUCUAUUUGAUUCCGAGGACCCACGAGAGCGCGACUUUCUAAAGACGGUUCUGCAUCGUAUCUACGGGAAGUUCUUAGGACUCCGGGCUUUUAUUCGAAAACAGAUCAACAAUAUGUUUUUGUCCAUCAUCAAUGGUUUUGCCCUGCCGUUAAAACAAGAACAUAAAGUGUUUCUUGUGAAAGUUCUGCUGCCACUGCACAAGCCAAAGUGUCUAUCUCUGUACCAUGCUCAGGUUGCUGAACGGGCGCUAUAUUUCUGGAAUAACGAGUACAUUCUGUCACUAAUUGAGGAUACAAGUGCACAAGGUUAUGUGCCUAUAAUGUUCCCGGCAUUGUAUCGCAUUUCGAAAGAGCACUGGAAUCAAACAAUCGUGGCUCUAGUCUACAACGUCUUGAAGACCUUCAUGGAGAUGAACGGCAAACUGUUUGACGAGCUGACCAGCACCUACAAAAUGGAACGACAAAAGUUGAUUAAACGUGCGGCACUAAACGAGCUUAUUGAUCAUAUAACAACCACAAAAGGUGCAAUAGUCGAGUCGAUUUAUCCUGAGGUAAUCAAAAUGGUCUCGAAAAAUAUCUUCCGUGUACUGCCACCGUCAGACAAUUCCGAAUUUGAUCCUGAGGAAGAUGAGCCCACAUUAGAAGUGUCUUGGCCACACCUACAGCUUGUCUAUGAAUUAUUCCUACGCUUUCUGGAAUCACCAGACUUCCAAGCAUCAAUUGGAAAGAAGUACAUUGAUCAGCGCUUCGUCCUAAAUCUCCUUGAUCUAUUUGAUUCCGAGGACCCACGAGAGCGCGACUUUCUAAAGACGGUUCUGCAUCGUAUCUACGGGAAGUUCUUAGGACUCCGGGCUUUUAUUCGAAAACAGAUCAACAAUAUGUUUUUGUCCUUUGUCUACGAGACGGAUUCAUUCAACGGCGUUGGUGAACUGCUGGAAAUUCUUGGAAGCAUCAUCAAUGGUUUUGCCCUGCCGUUAAAACAAGAACAUAAAGUGUUUCUUGUGAAAGUUCUGCUGCCACUGCACAAGCCAAAGUGUCUAUCUCUGUACCAUGCUCAGCUUGCCUAUUGCGUUGUGCAGUUUAUCGAGAAGGAUUCGAGCUUGACACCGCAAGUUUUUGAUGCACUGCUGAAAUUUUGGCCCAGGACAUGCAGCAGCAAGGAGGUCAUGUUCCUUGGUGAAGUUGAGGAAAUUUUGGAUAUCAUAGAACCUGAGCAAUUCAAGAAAAUCAUAGACCCGCUGUUUCGGCAGUUGGCGAAAUGCGUGAGCAGUCCGCACUUCCAGGUUGCUGAACGGGCGCUAUAUUUCUGGAAUAACGAGUACAUUCUGUCACUAAUUGAGGAUACAAGUGCACAAGUUAUGCCUAUAAUGUUCCCGGCAUUGUAUCGCAUUUCGAAAGAGCACUGGAAUCAAACAAUCGUGGCUCUAGUCUACAACGUCUUGAAGACCUUCAUGGAGAUGAACGGCAAACUGUUUGACGAGCUGACCAGCACCUACAAAAUGGAACGACAAAAGGUAAUAAAUUCAAUGUUUUGA